Messenger RNA from Manihot esculenta (cassava), 1387 nucleotides. RefSeq names its product E3 ubiquitin-protein ligase SINAT5. Gene Ontology annotation, molecular function: zinc ion binding; ubiquitin protein ligase activity; protein binding. Gene Ontology annotation, cellular component: cytoplasm. Gene Ontology annotation, biological process: ubiquitin-dependent protein catabolic process; multicellular organism development. The coding region runs from base 297 to 1292 and encodes 331 amino acids. Lineage: Eukaryota; Viridiplantae; Streptophyta; Magnoliopsida; Malpighiales; Euphorbiaceae. The record is from RefSeq and is a predicted model, not a curated record. The transcript is spliced from 3 exons.
AAAAGGCCCAACGAAGAAAAGGAAACUUCUUUUCGACAAACAAAGAAAAGAGAGAGAAAGAAGAGAGAGAAGGGAGUUGUUUGGUUCUUCGGAAGCUAUCUGUCUCUCUCCCUCUCUCUCCCCCUUCUCCCCUCUUUCUCUUCUCUUUGUUCUCGUAAAACUUUCCCGAGAAAACACAAGAAAAAGCGAACGAAAAGCGAAGAAAGUAAGGAUAUUUUAAGAGAAAAAAAAGUAAGGGAGAAGGAAAGAAUUCUGAUUUUCUGGAGAUUGUAUUAGAUUGGAAAAAAAAGGCCAUUAUGGAGUUGGACGGUAGCGAGUGUGUUUCAUCCUCUGAUGGGUUGGAUGAGGAUGAGAUCCAUCCCCACAAUCUUCAUCAUCAUCACCAUCAAUUUUCUUCAUCAAAGCCUCACAAUGCCGGCGCCAAUAAUAACAAUAACGCCAACAAUGUAGUCGGUCCCACUGGAAUCGUUCCGGCCACCAGCGUCCAUGAGUUGCUAGAAUGCCCUGUUUGCACCAAUUCUAUGUACCCACCAAUCCAUCAGUGUCAUAAUGGACACACACUGUGUUCAACCUGUAAAGCAAGGGUCCACAAUAGGUGCCCCACUUGUCGGCAGGAGCUUGGAGAUAUUAGGUGUUUAGCGCUAGAGAAGGUGGCUGAGUCACUUGAAUUGCCAUGCAAAUAUUGCAACUUGGGGUGUCCAGAGAUAUUCCCAUAUUACAGUAAACUCAAGCAUGAGGUAGUUUGCAACUUCAGGCCAUAUAAUUGCCCAUAUGCUGGUUCAGAAUGCUCGACUGUUGGAGAUAUUUCUUUCCUUGUUUCUCAUUUGAAAGAUGAUCACAAGGUGGACAUGCACACAGGAUGCACUUUCAACCAUCGUUAUGUCAAGUCAAAUCCCCAUGAGGUGGAGAAUGCAACGUGGAUGCUGACGGUGUUUAAUUGUUUUGGCCAAUACUUCUGCCUUCACUUUGAAGCCUUUCAGCUUGGUGUGGCUCCUGUGUACAUGGCAUUCCUUCGUUUCAUGGGUGAUGAGACUGAGGCUAGGAGUUAUAGCUAUAGCCUUGAGGUUGGGGCAAAUGGCAGGAAACUCAUCUGGGAGGGUUCUCCACGAAGCAUCCGAGAUAGCCAUCGGAAGGUGAGGGAUAGUCAUGAUGGCCUCAUUAUUCAACGAAACAUGGCACUUUUCUUUUCUGGAGGUGAUAGGAAAGAACUAAAGCUUAGAGUUACUGGAAGGAUAUGGAAGGAACAACAAAAUUCUGAAGUUGAUGUGUGCAUACCAAAUCUUUGUAGCUAAACAAGUGACUUUGAAAACGAUUCCAAGAUUUGUGUGUUUGAGAAUAUUUUGUGUUGUGAAAACCUAAUGUUUGAGAGCCAAAAUUUUUUGAAAAA